AUGUCGUCGUCGUCGUCGUCGUCGUCAGACAGUUGCAAUUCUCGCCACUUCUCGUGGCUCAUGAAAUCAUGUUUCCCAGACCCACGACCAAAUACAUCCCUCCAUUAUCAUCCUCCUCCACCGACCACCACCAUUUCUUCUCUACCCGACGACCUCUUGCUUGACCUCCUUUCUCGCCUGCUUCAAUCUUCCCUACCAUCUCUUUCCCAUGUCUGCCGUAGAUGGACACACUUAAUUAACUCGUGUGAAUUCUACGACCUCCGCCGCCGCCGUGGUCUUCUCCAUUUUGCCGUCUUUCUUGUCUCCUUUUCCGAUUCAGGGUUAUUCGUCGCCAAUUACAAAGUGGGUCACGACUGCCACUGGAGGACAACUUCUUUCUUGUCCAACUACGAUGACGUUGUUUCACCGGCGAGUUAUAGCGCUUUAUCUUCACACGCGCGGUUAGCUGCGAUUGGCCGCUGGAUCUUCAUCAUCGGAAAAACGGCGAUGCUCCGGUGUGACGCCUGGACUGGGGCGUUAACACCCAGAUCGAAAAUGUCGGUGUUGAGGAAGAAGUUUGCGGUUGCUGUUAUCGCCGGAAAAAUCUACGUCGCUGGUGGGUCUACUCGUACGGCGGCGGUGGAGGAAUACGACCCGAAGAGGAACGCGUGGCGCGUGGUGUGUCACGCGCCGAGGAUGCGGUACGGUUGUGUCGGUGCAGCCGUGGACGGAGUUUUUUAUGUGAUAGGUGGACUGAAGAUCGGCACCGCCGGUGGUACCGGUGCACACGUCUACGCCAGCUCCAUGGAUUUGUAUGAUGUGGAGGCACGUAGGUGGCUGAGAAGCCGAGCCGUUCCUGGUGGUGGAUGUGUGGUGGCGGCUUGUUCUUCCGGCGACCAUAUAUACAUUCUAGCUAGCCACGCGGUGGAGCUAUCGUUUUGGAGGUUCCAUGGCGGUAGAAAAAUUGAAAACCACCAUGUGAAUUUUGGAGAAUGGUGUCGACUGAAAAGUCCGCCCCUUCCGACACGAAUCCAGCUCGACGGCGGCUUGAGGUUCAGCUGUGUUGGUGUGGGGGCAAAGGUGGUGUUGAUACAAAUAAUGGGUUGUAUCGACGAUUUGUUACGGAGGGGGGGCCGGAGCGGCAGAGGUGUGAAAGAUGCGUUGGUGUUGGUUUAUGAUUCCGGGGGCGGAGAAUGGAGUAGAGGGGCGGACUUGCCGGAUGUUAUUCGACGCGCCGCCUGCGUUUGUGUGGAGUGGUAAUCAGUAGGAUGCGUAGAUUGGAAGUUUUCAAGGGAAUCUGUUGACAAAUUUACCCAUUACUAUUUUGACUAUUGGCAUCUCGUAUCUUGUGAUGUUUGGAUGGAAAUGGAAGGCAUUCAAAACAUGUGGGUUACAUGUAAGGGUAUUAUGGUCAUUUAGAUUU
This is a messenger RNA of Cynara cardunculus var. scolymus (artichoke), 1402 nucleotides long. Its product is annotated as F-box/kelch-repeat protein At5g26960. The record is from RefSeq and is a predicted model, not a curated record. The transcript has a single exon. The coding region runs from base 1 to 1239 and encodes 412 amino acids. Gene Ontology annotation, molecular function: protein binding. Lineage: Eukaryota; Viridiplantae; Streptophyta; Magnoliopsida; Asterales; Asteraceae.